Molecule: messenger RNA, 2226 nt
Organism: Aspergillus viridinutans
Lineage: Eukaryota; Fungi; Ascomycota; Eurotiomycetes; Eurotiales; Aspergillaceae
Exons: 7
Coding region: 1-2226 (741 amino acids)
Biological process (GO): transmembrane transport
Cellular component (GO): membrane
Molecular function (GO): ATP binding; ATP hydrolysis activity; ABC-type transporter activity
Source: RefSeq, a predicted model, not a curated record
AUGUCAAGGUCGAUGUGGCAAGAUGGGACGCCAUCUUUGUUGCUGUGCUUCAUGCAGAUGUUCCGUGCCGUGGGCGCACUCUGCAAGCGAUUCGGCAACGCAUCCAAGAUCACCGGGCUGCUGUCGACCAUUUUCUUCGUCUACGGAGACGUCACUAGCGGCGUAGGUAAUCUCAUCCCAUACGAGAAAAUGCACGUCUGGUUCCGCUGGAUCUUCUACCUCAACCCCGGCGCGUACGCCUUUGAGGCCCUCAUGGCCAACGAGUUCGUGUGUAAAUCGCUCCAGUGCGUGCAGCCGGACUACAUCCCUUACGGGGCUGGAUAUCCCGGCUCGGAAUCCCCGUACCGGGGGUGCUCGAUCCCCGGCAGCCAGGGUGACAUGAUACUCGGGGCGCAGUAUAUCCGCGCACAGUACAAUUACUCGUGGCAUCACAUUUGGCGGAGCUUCGGGGUGAUUGUUGGCUUCUGGAUUUUCUUUAUCGUUUUGACGGCGAUGGGGCUCGAGCUGCUCAAUAGCCAGGGCGGAUCGUCUGUUUUGCUGUACAAGCGGGGGAGAAAAUCGGAAGAAACUCCGACCCCGGUGCAGGAGGGCGCACUGGCGUCGCAUGUCAAGCAGUCGACCUUCACCUGGCAUAACCUCGACUACCAUGUCCCCUACCAGGGUGAGAAGAAGCAGCUCCUGGAUAAGGUUUUUGGGUUCGUGAAGCCAGGUAACCUAGUUGCGCUGAUGGGAUGUUCCGGCGCCGGAAAGACAACACUUCUGGAUGUGCUGGCCCAGCGCAAGGACAGCGGCGAGAUCUACGGCUCGAUUCUGAUUGACGGCCGGCCGCAAGGAAUCAGUUUCCAGCGCACGACGGGAUACUGCGAGCAGAUGGACGUGCACGAGGCGACGGCCACGGUCCGGGAGGCUUUGGUCUUUUCGGUGGUGCUGCGCCAGCCGGCUCAUGUUCCGCGGGAGGAGAAGCUGGCCUACGUAGAUCACAUCAUUGAUCUGUUGGAGCUGCGCGAUAUCGGCGACGCGUUGAUUGGAGUCCCCGGCGCCGGUUUGAGCAUCGAACAGCGGAAGAGAGUAACCCUCGGCGUGGAACUGGUCGCCAAACCGACACUGCUCUUCCUGGAUGAACCCACCAGUGGUUUAGACGGGCAGUCCGCGUACAAUAUCAUCCGGCUUCUGCGGAAACUGUUCGACGGCGGGCAGGCAAUGCUGUGCACGAUUCACCAGCCCUCCGCUGUCCUCUUCGAGGCCUUCGACUCGCUCCUGCUGCUCGCGCGCGGCGGCAAGAUGGCGUACUUUGGCGAAACGGGCAAAGACUCGCAGAUCGUCCUGGACUACUUCGCCCGGCAUGGAGCCCCGUGUCCUCCCGACGAGAACCUCGCCGAGCACAUCGUCGAGGUGAUCCAGGGCAACACGGACAAGCCGAUCGAUUGGGUGCAGGUGUGGAACGAGUCCGAGCAGAAACAGAGCGCGCUGGCCCAGCUGCAAGAUCUCAACGCCCGCGGCAAAGCCGACGCCAACUACGUCGAGGACACGGCCGACUACGCGACGUCGAAAUGGUUCCAGUUCACGAUGGUGACGAAGCGGCUCGGGUCCAAAAUAUACCACUCGCUCGCCUUCAUCGGCGCCCAGACCGUCUCCGAGAUCCCCUACCUCAUCCUCUGCGCCACCCUCUACUUCGCCUGCUGGUACUUCACCGCAGGCUUCCCCGCCACCGCCAGCAUCUCGGGGCACAUGUACCUGCAGAUGAUCAUCUACGAGUUCCUGUACACGUCGAUCGGGCAGGUGAUCGCGGCGUACGCACCCAACGAGUACUUCGCGGCGGUGAUGAACCCCGUGCUGAUCGGCGCGGGGCUGGUCAGCUUCUGCGGCGUCGUGGUGCCCUACUCGCAGAUGCAGCCGUUCUGGCGGUACUGGCUGUACUACCUCGAUCCGUUCACGUACCUGGUCGGCGGCCUGCUGGGUGAGGUCCUCUGGGAUGUGAAGGUGCGCUGCGAGCCGUCGGAGCUGGUGCGGUUCAGUGCGCCGGUGGGACAGACGUGCGGCGAGUACAUGGCUGCGUUUCUGGCUGAGAAGCCGGGGUAUUUGUUGAUGGGAAUGCGACGGCGUGAGCGGUAUUACUCCUGGAGAGAUACCGGGAUUACGGCGCUGUUUUGCAUCUCGAGCUAUGCGAUGGUGUUUCUGAUGAUGAAGCUGAGGAGCAAGAAGACCAAGAGUGCCAGGUCGGAGUAG